This is a messenger RNA of Sphaerodactylus townsendi, 4606 nucleotides long. RefSeq names its product calcium voltage-gated channel auxiliary subunit beta 4 (gene CACNB4). Gene Ontology annotation, biological process: regulation of voltage-gated calcium channel activity; calcium ion transmembrane transport; neuromuscular junction development. The transcript has 9 exons. The record is from RefSeq and is a predicted model, not a curated record. Gene Ontology annotation, molecular function: high voltage-gated calcium channel activity. Lineage: Eukaryota; Metazoa; Chordata; Lepidosauria; Squamata; Sphaerodactylidae. Bases 159 to 1067 code for a protein of 302 amino acids. Gene Ontology annotation, cellular component: voltage-gated calcium channel complex.
AUGACUGGUGGAUAGGAAGACUGGUUAAAGAAGGUUGCGAGAUUGGCUUCAUUCCAAGCCCACUUCGGUUGGAGAACAUCCGAAUCCAGCAGGAACAGAAGAGAGGGCGUUUUCAUGGAGGGAAAUCAAGUGGGAAUUCUUCUUCAAGCCUUGGUGAAAUGGUGUCUGGAACAUUUCGAGCUACUCCCACUUCCACAGCAAAACAGAAACAGAAAGUGACAGAACAUAUUCCUCCCUAUGACGUAGUACCAUCCAUGAGACCUGUUGUACUAGUUGGCCCUUCACUAAAAGGCUAUGAGGUGACAGACAUGAUGCAGAAAGCCCUCUUUGACUUCUUGAAGCACAGGUUUGAUGGGAGGAUAUCAAUAACUAGAGUGACAGCUGACAUUUCUCUUGCCAAGCGGUCUGUUCUUAAUAAUCCAAGCAAGAGAGCAAUAAUUGAGCGGUCAAACACCAGGUCCAGUUUAGCGGAAGUUCAGAGUGAGAUAGAACGAAUUUUUGAAUUGGCACGGUCUUUACAACUGGUUGUUCUAGAUGCAGAUACAAUCAAUCACCCAGCACAACUUAUUAAGACGUCCUUAGCUCCGAUUAUUGUUCAUGUUAAAGUGUCCUCUCCAAAGGAAAUGUUUGAUGUCAUUCUGGAUGAAAACCAGCUGGAAGAUGCUUGUGAACACUUGGCAGAAUACCUUGAGGCCUAUUGGCGUGCCACACACACUACCAGUAGUACACCCAUGACACCUUUGCUUGGAAGAAACCUCGGCUCCACUGCACUGUCCCCUUACCCUACUGCAAUCUCUGGUUUACAGAGCCAACGUAUGAGGCACAGCAAUCAUUCUACUGAGAACUCUCCAAUUGAACGCCGAAGUCUAAUGACCUCGGAUGAAAACUACCAUAACGAAAGGGCUCGGAAGAGCAGGAACCGCUUGUCUUCCAGUUCCCAACACAGCCGAGAUCAUUACCCACUUGUGGAAGAAGAAUACUCCGACUCAUACCAGGACUCAUACAAACCUCAUAGAAACCGAGGGUCCCCUGGAGGAUAUAGCCAUGAUUCUCGACAUAGGCUUUGAAUACAAGAAACUGGGGAAAAUUGGUACUCAUUAGUUGAAAAUUUGCUAUAACGUAGCUAGGCCUAACAAAUCUUCUUGAUUUGGCAGUUGAGGCAUGGUUUUACUGUGCUUACAAGCUGCUGCCAUUUACUGCUAUAAAAGGGGCAAAACGUAUAGAUCUGUGCCCUUUGUGUUAGAAAGAAAUGAGUUUGCCCAAUCACUUAAAUGUGUUUUCUUUCUAGUGUAGUGUUUAAUUUCAAAGUCUCUUUUAUCCUCAUUAGAGUAUUAUUAGACACAUCAAUUUGUAACUUAGAAUACCUGUUGAGGCGUAUAUAAAAUAAUUUCCUUCAUAGGAAAUUCCAAAUGACCAGUUCCAGUUGGAACCAAUUUAUAAACCAAUUCCUGUUGGAAUUUGGGUGAAAUUGACUGGAAAGUCAACCUGAGCAUGUUGCAGUCAGUAAAAAAUAUAAAAUAAGGAACAAGAAAAUUUAAGAAAUCAUAAGCAAAAAAACACCUAUAAUACUUGUUUACUGGAAGGUAAAUUUAUAUAUAUCUAUAUAUCUAUAUAUAUGGUUAGAAUAAACAGUUUUAAUGUAUUUAUUUCAGACUAACCAAAUGUUAAGCAGUCAGUAGUGCCAAAAAUGAUGAAUGAAUGCUGUAAUUAGAACACUUUCCAGUUUAAAAUUAUCAGUUUCUUUUUUCCCCAACAUAGAGGUUGCAGCAAAACUGUAUUGAGUUUGAUGGUAAUUGCAUUUACAAUGAAAUAUUCCAGAAAUAUUCCAGAAAUAAUGCAGGUAUUCCAGAAAUUGGGAGGGGGGGAGCAGGGGGUGAAGGCUAAUAUUUUGAAGUGUAUGAAAAGCAAUUUGAACACACAAUUUCUGCACAGCAAUGCACCCAUGUACGUCUUCACCUCAGAAAGGAGAUUCCAAAAAUUCCAGUUCAACUGGAUGUAUGAGCGUUGGGGACUGAGGUUUUUGUUCAUUUUUUGGCUUACCCAUUUUAAGCACUACUAACAAUCUAAUACUAGACACGAGGCUUGUAACUAAUCUUAAAGUCGUGUUUUGUCAGAAAGAGAUUGGUGACACCAAGGCUUUUAAACGUGUGUGUUAUUAUCAGAAAAGGUACUGUACGAUCACUGCACCUACCAAAGAAUUAAGAACUUAUCAUAAUUGUAAUUAUCGGGAGAUGAUGGUAGCAUAACUGUGUGUCGUACAAGUAAAGAGUAUCGCCUGGAGGAACGAGCAAAGGAGACUAUUCCAGCCACAGCGCAUCAGAGCAGGGGUGGUGCUCUAAUGUUUGGGUGCUUGUUUUUCCUUUGGGUUUCUAGAGCAUGGUAUACUUUCAUCUUCAUUGUGUUAUAAAAUUUAGCAUAAUAUUUCUCUAGUCCAAAUGCAUCGUCACUUGCAUACAACAAAGACUCUUAAAGCAUUCCACCAAUAAGGGAUACCUGAAAGUCAUGUUUUGAGGUUUUCCACCCUGCAAUGUGAACUGUGCUGCAGUGUGAAUAUGGACCUCCUGCAGAGGUGGGGUCCCACCACUCACUUCAGUGGGCAAAGCACCUCUGCACAAACCUCCUUUCACAUGCAGCCUUCUCCACUGAAAUGAAUGGAGCACCCAUGCAUGCAGGAGCUCCAUAAAUGCAUUGCCCUGAGAGCUUCUCAGCCACCACAGGACUGCUAGAUCUAUGAAUGUCUGAAUCCUAGCAUCAAAUAGCAUGUACUCCCUGAUUUCGGAUAUUUUUAAUAAGGUGAUGAUAAUGUUUGUUUCCCCAAUAUUUCUAAAUGACAGAUUUUUUAAAAAAUGACAGUAUUUUGAAAUACUAAAAGAAAACAAAAGUUUUUAGGUUUGGCUUUUUUUCUAAAAUAGGCGGGGGGGCUUUCCCCCCUGAAUGCUAUACUUGUGAGUAGUCCCACAACAGUGCUAGUAACUCCAACACAGUAUUAUGGAGGCAUUGCUGUGGAGACGUAUGCUAGAGUGGGAAAGCACAUAUACAGAUAUUUAAAAACUUAAAAUAACUAAGCAGAAGGUCCACAAUCAUGGAUCACUGCUGUAGGGGAAAGGUAAAAUAAAUACUUCCAUCAAUAAACUGGGAAGGAAAAAGUAAUUCCAAAUUUAUGCAAAGCCAAGUUUAUUGCACUCCGCUGAAAUAAACUUCCAAGAUGUUUGUUGUGCAUCAUGGGUAGGUCUUCAGGAAGGGUUGAAUAUAAAAGCUAUACUGGGCCUCACUGGUUCACUGACUCACUCAUAAAGAUCUUGAAAUAGAGUACUUCCUGAUAAUCUAGAGCCCCGGGAACUGGUACAUAUCUGGUCUGGGACUCCCUUCAUUAGCAUACUUGAAAAAUUUGACACUUUUACAUUUCUCCCUCAGAAUGAAGGGUCUUAAAGUGCAUCCCUAAAUAGUUAAGGUACUUCCCAGGCGAUCAACAGAACUGAAUUUUUCUACAUAACCUUAGAUAUGUAGAUUAUUUGAAAAAUCUGAAAGGGUGACAUUUCUAUACUUUUCCAUAGAAAUGGGGGAUUAGAAAAUUACCACCAAAUAUACUGCCAAACCACCAGCAAACACAUUUGGUCAAAGACAUUGUGAGGACUGAAAAAAUCAACACUUUAGUAUCAAAAUUUAGAGCAUGACAAUUUACUUUUGAAUAUUCUAGUACAGAACAAGCCAAGCUGCAAGUAGCCCAGAAAUGUUGGGUUGUUGCCUUUUCAGACUUGGAUUCAGGAGAAAUAUAUAUAUAUAUCUUUGCUGGAUGCAUGCUUAAUUUCUUGUUGCAUUUAAUACAUGUAACCUGGAUUGCUAGAAGAGGGUGAAAAUCAGACAUUUUUACAUAUGACAGUCAAAAUGUAGGACAAGAUGUUUGUUUCAUAAUGGAGGAAGCAGUCAGCAAGCAUGUUCAGAUAUGGGAUGCUGACUUUGGGAAUGUAUUGCCCCUUACACGGUGGAAUCAUUCUUCUAGGGAAUUUCCAGUAGCAUUCAGGAACAUGUAUCAACACUUGCAGGCUUCAUUUAUUUGUAUAAUAAUAUUCACUUUAGAUAAAAAUGAAUGGAAGGGCAACAUGAUUAUAAUAAUGAUUUUCUGAGCACAGCUGCCAGAGGCUUGUGGGGUAGCUGAUAACAUUUGCAAGAAUUGCUCGUAUGAACCAGAGCUGCCACCCAAAUAAUAAAUCUUCAGGUACCAACAACUUAAAUGACUGAAUCAUGCACUUGAAUUAUAGAAUCAUAGCGCUAGAAGAGACCACAAGGGCCAUCCAGUCCCCCUGCCAUUCAGAAUCACACAAUCAAAGCACUCCUGAAAGAUUAUCAUCCAGCCUUUUAAAAAACCCUCCAAAGAAGGAGAUCCCACCACCCUUCAAGGCAGAGUACUCCACUGUCAAACAGCUCUUACCGCCAGGAAGUUCUCCUUAAUGUUUAGGUGGAAUGUCUUUUCUCAUAAUUUUAAUCCAUCACUCUGUGUCCUAGUCUCUGGAGCAGCAGAAAACAAGCUUGCUCUAUCUUCAACAUGACAUCCCUUCAAAUAUUUAGACAUGGCUAUAUCAUGUCACCCAUUCACCUUUCCUUCUCC